Molecule: messenger RNA, 669 nt
Organism: Meira miltonrushii
Lineage: Eukaryota; Fungi; Basidiomycota; Exobasidiomycetes; Exobasidiales; Brachybasidiaceae
Exons: 1
Source: RefSeq, a predicted model, not a curated record
CGCGCAUCAAGAGUGGAAUUUUGUUGCUUUGGCUUGCCAUUGAUCAACUUUGGAUCGUAUACAAUAUGUUUACAAUUCAUGUUUGUUGCUCUUUGUAUAAUCAUCUUGGCACUCGCACCACCUCAAAUCGUUGCAACUAUGGGCGCUCUGCCUUCUGGCUUCCCAAAGAUUAUCGUCGCACUCCUUGGAGUGGUUGCCUUUGUUUGGCAGAUAGCAGGAAUUAUUUCUAUCAAACGUGAGCAACCAAGAUUUUAUCGAACUUACAUUCGAAUCAACUUCUUAAUUGUUGUGGUCAUCUUGGUACUCACGCUUGCAUUCUUUGCUGCCUCUGCUGCUCAACAUAGCAAAUCACUCACUGCUUGUACUGCAGCUUAUGGAUCACAGCCGCAAGGCAGUAAUUCUAUGGGCAAUUCAACGCUAGAAACAUUGGGCUCAACGAUUUGCAACAUCUUUAUUUGGGUUCAAGUAGGUGCAAUGGGCUUAUUGCUCGCUUUGAUCGGAUUGACACAGCUAUACAUGUGUGCAAUGCAACGUAUUUACGGCAAAGAAAUGCGUCGUGCCGAUCAAGAUCAAAAGAUGUAUAGCGGUUCAGGUGCAGAUGAAAUUCCAUUGGCAACAAGAGGAUCAGGAAUUUGGGAUGCGCCAAAUGACAGAUAUGCAAACACACAA